AUGCUGGUGGCUGUAGAAUAUAAAGGAGUCAGCAAAUGGGUCAGGGUACCACAGGCCGAGGAGGAGUACAGUUACUCACUGUUUUUGCAAGCAGAUACCCAUACUGAGGUGACGUUCUUAGAGGGCUCAUCUUCAUCAGACUGGUCCCCAUCACCAUCAUGUGCAUCCCAAGGGUCAUCAUCAGGCUCUGUGGGCUCUGACUCAACAGUGAUACUGGAAUCUACAAAGACUCGGAGAAGACAGCUGAUUGAAGGGCCCCUGGAUGGCAACGUUGCAAAAGAUAAUGUUAGAGCUGUUCUGUGUGCAAAGCCUGGUGGAAAAGAAAUACUAGAAGAGUACAAGAAAACAAGCACCAUCAGUGAUGUUACAAGAAGAAAGAUGGUCAACAUGCUUAUGGCAGAUAUGGUGGAGAACCAUGGGAGGGUACCUCCGGUAAAUGUGCGGAACCUCUAUGCACUUGGGAUUACAACACUGUUCCCAAAAUUGAGUGACCCAGAUUCCAAGAAUGGAUAUGAACAUUUUUAUGAUCAUCAGGGUGGUUCUGGCUAUCUAGCGUGGAGGCUGAUAACUGUUCAGCGGACCUCUGCUCAAGACCACAAGAAAUCCAAGACAACUUUCCAAGAGGGCCCCAAGACUCCACGCAGUAUCCAUUCAGAUGAGAAGCAGUUGACCGGGGAUGAAUGCAGGGAAGCCAUAUCAGUGAUGAAACGCUCAAGUGAUACAAUCCUUGUCAAAAAUAAGAUGAAGGCUACACUCCAGCACAGACAAAGAAUCAUUCAAAACCCUGAAAGUGCCUCUACUGUCCUGGAUCUCUUUCCCAGAUUCUUGGAUACGCCUGGCUUGAUUGACCAAGACUUCUCAAUGAUCUUUGGUGAGGAGGUGUCUGGUAAAUUCCUCUCCAAGUGGCCAACCUUUUUCAAACCUAUAGUCAUCGCAGAUUGCUGCAAGAACCUAACUCCGAGUCCGCAUGUUGAUGAGCUGCUUCUGUCUGCACAACAAGAGUCUGAUGAUUGUGUCUGGCAUUCUGAGGAGUGGGAUUCCGAGAUGGCUGCCAUCCUUCUUCUGCUUCACCUCCUGCCUCCAACAGUUAAAGGCAAGAAGAGUGGCAAGAUGAGUGCUUCGGAGGCUACUCGACGCCUAAUCAAGUUCAUGAAUGUGGGAUCAAGCAUGGAGACCUUCCUUAAAGAAACUGGCCCCAGACAGCCCUUUCUGCUCGGUGUCGGAGAAAGAAGCAACUGCAUCCAGGACUUCUACAUCAUCCUGGACCAGAAGGCCAUUCCCUGCAGGAUGCAGACCCCAGUUGCUGCCUUUGAUGAGCUCUUCAAGGCGCAUUAUGCUUUUGCUGUGUCGUAUGAUGAUGCCCUGUCCAGCUUCUUCAUCUUCAUCUUAACUACUGUGUAUGGCAUUGACGUCGGCAAAGUGAAAGAAAGUCCCAGAGUAAAAGAAAUUCGAGCAAGGCUUCUUCACUGUGAGGUUUGA
This is a messenger RNA of Engraulis encrasicolus (European anchovy), 1479 nucleotides long. RefSeq lists its product as uncharacterized. Lineage: Eukaryota; Metazoa; Chordata; Actinopteri; Clupeiformes; Engraulidae. The coding region runs from base 1 to 1479 and encodes 492 amino acids. The transcript has 8 exons. The record is from RefSeq and is a predicted model, not a curated record.